This is a messenger RNA of Echinops telfairi (small Madagascar hedgehog), 2955 nucleotides long. It is a transcript of the gene SEPTIN3, whose product is annotated as septin 3. The coding region runs from base 1 to 2517 and encodes 838 amino acids. Gene Ontology annotation, molecular function: GTPase activity; GTP binding; molecular adaptor activity. The record is from RefSeq and is a predicted model, not a curated record. The transcript is spliced from 11 exons. Gene Ontology annotation, biological process: cytoskeleton-dependent cytokinesis. Gene Ontology annotation, cellular component: cell division site; microtubule cytoskeleton; neuron projection. Lineage: Eukaryota; Metazoa; Chordata; Mammalia; Afrosoricida; Tenrecidae.
AUGGACCACAGCCUUGCUCCUGCUACUCCGGAGAUGCAGCCGCCCGGAGCCCCAGGUCCUGGAGCUGCAUUCUCCCACGGCCACUUGCUGGGACCCUCUGCCUGCCCCUCAAGGUUUCGUGAGGGGGUGCCCCAACUCAUUCCUGUCCUCAGGAAGACCAUCUGCCUGGAUGCCUUUCCACAAAGCUCCAUCCCACAAGCUUCUAGUCGACCGGGCCGUGGCUCCAAAGUUCGAAGUGUGGCCCCACAGGAGAUGGGCAACACCCCAGGGGCUACCCCUGGCAACACCCUUGUUCCCAAGAAGUUCAGUACGAUUUCCUUAACACUCCGUCAGAACAGCCAGACACAGGCCCAGGACCCCCAGCCUUCUCACUGGGAAGAGGUGCCCACCCCAGUCAGUGAGGCUGCUACGGGUGGAGGUAGGAGGCUGCCCGUGCCAGGUUCACCACAUAUGUCCCGGGUGCCAUGGGACAGGGUCCACGCCCAGGGCAGAGGAAGCUCAGGUCUGGCCAAACCCAGAAAGAUGCCCACUGUGGAAAAGCAUGUGGUGAGUUCCCACCUGGCCCUACCUUUCCCAUCUCGAUCACUGGGCCACUCAGACUCCAACCUUGUGGGUCCCAGGUACUCUGCCCCAAUGACUGCCCACAUGCCCCCCAGAGCUUCUCCAGGAAGAGGCAAGCCACGGCCUAGAGGCAUCCCCAAAUCCCAGAGGCAUCUCCAAAGGGCUACCCCUACCUUGGCGCCUGCAAUAGCCAUGGAAUUGACGACUGUGGACACAGCAAAGGCAGGUGCAGCUAGACAUUUAGCUACCAUGGCCACCAGUAGACCGGGCCUGGCCAUCGGUUUGGACUCACUCAACCCAGCCAGACUAGACCUAGGAAGCCCUCUAGACGUCCCUGCCCUGGAGACCACUCGGGGCACAGCCAUGGACUUGACUACAGAAGGAAUAGCCAAGUCAAGCAAAUCCCUGAACUUGACCACAGCAGGCACCACCAAGCUUGGCCCGGCCAUGAGUUUAAUAAUAGGACGUAAGGGAUCAGGGAUCCUCAAGGCGAUGGCAGGCCCAGGCAAGCUGGAUGUGACCACAGCGAGCCCAGGCAAGGACAUGGCCACCUCAGACCCUGUCAAGCUGGGCUCAGCCAGGAAUAUGGCCGCAGUGAGCAGAUCCUUGGAUUUGACUAGAGCAAAUACAGUCGAGCUGGACCAAACCAUGGAUUUUCUUGUUUCGGACCCAAGCAGGCAGGACACAACCAUGCAUUCAGUUGGGCUGGUCGGGCCAGACCCAAACACUGGGGAGACUAUACUAGACAGUGUAAUCAACGUGGCCACAUCAGACAAGGCCAUCUACCCACUGAUGCCAGGAAGAAUCACAGACCUAGCCCUGGACCAGACUAGAGCCGAUGAUGCUGUCACAGAGCUCACCACGCUGGAUCUGACCAGUCAAGUGCAAGGGUUCCCAGAGGCAGGGACCGACGCAGCCAUGUCAGAGCUGGUGCCUGAGCCCAGGCCUAAGCCGGCAGUGCCCAUGAAGCCCGUCAGCAUCAACUCCAACCUGCUGGGCUACAUCGGCAUCGACACCAUCAUCGAGCAGAUGCGCAAGAAGACCAUGAAGACGGGCUUUGACUUCAACAUCAUGGUUGUCGGUCAGAGCGGACUAGGCAAGUCAACGCUAGUCAACACACUCUUCAAAUCCCAAGUGAGCCGCAAGUCUGCCAGCUGGAACCGAGAGGAGAAGAUUCCCAAGACGGUGGAGAUCAAAGCUAUUGGGCAUGUAAUCGAGGAAGGCGGGGUCAAGAUGAAGCUGACGGUCAUUGACACCCCAGGCUUUGGGGACCAGAUCAACAAUGAAAACUGCUGGGAGCCCAUUGAGAAGUACAUCAACGAGCAGUACGAGAAGUUCCUGAAGGAGGAGGUGAACAUCGCCCGGAAGAAACGCAUCCCAGACACCCGCGUCCACUGCUGCCUCUACUUCAUCUCCCCGACCGGACACUCUCUGCGCCCCCUGGAUCUGGAAUUCAUGAGACACCUCAGCAAAGUGGUGAACAUCAUCCCUGUCAUUGCGAAGGCCGACACCAUGACCCUGGAGGAGAAGUCGGAAUUCAAGCAAAGGGUCCGCAAGGAGCUGGAAGUAAACGGCAUUGAAUUCUACCCCCAGAAGGAAUUUGAUGAGGACUUGGAGGACAAGACAGAGAAUGACAAAAUCAGGCAGGAGAGCAUGCCCUUCGCAGUGGUGGGAAGCGACAAGGAGUACCAAGUGAAUGGCAAGAGAGUCCUUGGCAGAAAAACUCCCUGGGGAAUCAUCGAAGUGGAAAACCUCAACCACUGUGAGUUUGCCCUGCUGCGAGACUUUGUCAUCAGGACCCACCUCCAGGACCUAAAGGAAGUGACACACAACAUCCACUACGAGACCUACAGGGCCAAGCGGCUCAAUGACAAUGGAGGCCUCCCUCCGGGAGAAGGCCUCCUCGGCAGUGUCCUUCCACCCGUGCCCGCCACCCCCUGCCCCACUGCUGACUGAAGGCCAUUGCAAGCUGCUUCUCCCUCCAUUCCUCUCAGCUGUUAUUGCUGCAGGGCCGAGCCUGCCUUAGUGCUGUGCUUGUCUAGCCCGCCGCCGCCCCACCCCACCCCAGCAGAUGGGGAGGGCCAGCCGCCUCCUUAGGACAGUUGCUUCCUCCAGUUCCCCAAACCACCUCUCCUCCCAGUGGAACGGAGUUCUCGCCAGUACUACCCUGCUCCAGCGUCUGUGUUGGCUGGCCCUGGCCCGCCCCGUCUGGCCACAGGGAGGAAGAACUUCCCCAGAGCUUCUUCUGCCCUUGUAAACCCAUGCCAGCUCCCGGUCACCCUCUCCAGGGACGUGACAUCGCUCCCUCCCCAUUCAUCUGCAUGAGCUGCUCUUGGCUCCCCUUCAAGGGCCAAGAAAGCAACCUCUUUGGCUUGUCAAAUUCGUGGAUGUCAG